Nezara viridula (southern green stink bug) is the source of this 1597-nucleotide messenger RNA. Lineage: Eukaryota; Metazoa; Arthropoda; Insecta; Hemiptera; Pentatomidae. The record is from the annotation of a GenBank genome assembly.
UUCACAACAUUUCAUUGCGGCAAACCUUUUUAAUUUUGUUAUUCAGUUUGACUAUUCUUUCGUCUAUGGUUCUUGAAUUGAGAUAUUUAUAAAAUGGAAUCAGACGAAGCAGUCCAAUCCACGAAUGAUGACGCUAGUGAAUGUAAGAAAUCUGCCGUUCGUUUGGGUUAUUGGAACGACCGCUUUCUUCCAAUUCUUGUGCGUUCUUCAGAAAGAAAGCCGCCAGAAAUAAACCGCGGCUAUUUCGCUCGAACAGAGGGUGUUGCCAUUUUCAUAAGGAAUUUUUUAAAGAUAGCAGGUCCCAAAUGCCAGAUAAUUAACUUUGGUGCUGGUUUUGAUACCCUGUAUUGGAGACUCAAAGAUCAAGAGUGUAAAUUUGAGAGCUUCACUGAAGUAGAUUUUCCCUCUGUUACUGCCAGGAAAUGUUAUGCCAUUAAAAGAAGCAAAGUACUUUUAGAUGGAUUGGGUGUGACUGAUGGUGAAGUAAGAUUGAGCUCAACAGAAUUACAUGGUGGAAAUUAUCAUCUUGUUGGUGCUGAUAUCCGAAAUCUGUCUGAAGUUGCUCUGAAGCUAAAAGAAUCAGAAGUAAAUUUUCAACUUCCAACUUUGUUUCUAGCAGAAUGUGUACUUGUUUACAUAGAAUCAACAUCUGUAUCCAACCUCCUUUCAUGGCUAACAUCGCAAUUUCCUCUUUCUCUAUUUGUAAAUUAUGAACAAGUUAAUAUGGAUGACCGAUUUGGUGAAAUAAUGUUGGAAAAUUUAAGAGCUAGAGGGUGUCCUCUGUCUGGUGUUGAUUCUUGUAAGUCUCUUGAUUCACAAAUUAAUAGGUUCAUAACGACCAACUGGGAUGGAGCCAAAGCAUGGACGAUGGUAGAAAUUUAUGCUGCAAUUGAUGGUAGUGAGAGAGAAAGGGUUGAGAAAAUAGAAUUAUUAGACGAACAGGAGCUGCUAACACAGUUGUUUCAACAUUACUGCAUCUGUGUUGCUUGGAAAGGUGAUAUGUUCCAUGAAAUAUCACUGUCUGAAUACGAUGACUGAUUAUUCUCAACUCUCCGUCGAAUAAGCAUUAUGGCUAUUUAAGAAGCCUUUUUUGGUUUCCUCUAUUGGUGUCAUUUCAAUUUUUGUGCACAUUCAACUAAUUGUACUAAAGGGUCAAUUAUUGGUCUGGGGUUAUUACGUAAGGUAGAGGUCUGUGCACAUUAGAUACUUUCUUCCUGAAUCUUUUUAGAUGUUCUUAAAGGUUCUUACUGGUCUUCUUCCGUUUCUUAAUGUAUCUUUGAAUAAAUCUUGUUUAGCCUCUAGUCUACUUAUUCUCAGCCGUCGAAUAGAUGUAAUUACUUCAUAAAAUUGAUAAAAUUAGUUUUAUGAAAAAUCUUUGAAAUAAUGUGCAAUGAUGAAUUUUUUUAUAAAUUGUAUACUUAAUGUUUAGAUUAUGUGGAAUCGUUAUGAUGUAUGUAAGGAAAAAAAAAGAGUAUUAUCUCGACAAAUUUACAUUGUGAUGUUAAGACUAUUCUAUUAAUCAUUAGUAACUUAAGUUGUUGAUGUUAUUUAUUUUGUAAAUAAUUUAUUUCUUUUUUUAUGUAUAUAUAUAUUUUUA